Messenger RNA from Exophiala bonariae, 858 nucleotides. RefSeq lists its product as uncharacterized. Gene Ontology annotation, cellular component: intracellular anatomical structure. Gene Ontology annotation, molecular function: oxidoreductase activity, acting on NAD(P)H, oxygen as acceptor. The record is from RefSeq and is a predicted model, not a curated record. NCBI's taxonomy places the organism in Eukaryota, Fungi, Ascomycota, Eurotiomycetes, Chaetothyriales, Herpotrichiellaceae. The coding region runs from base 1 to 858 and encodes 285 amino acids. The transcript is spliced from 2 exons.
AUGGAUGACGCAAUUUCAGGAAAUGCGUUUAAGCACUACAAUACCGAGGCACCAAAAGCAACUCAUGUUCUGCCUCUAUUCUCGUUGAAAGGCAAGACGGCGAUCAUCACCGGUGCAGGUGCGGGUAUCGGAUUGGCCGUUGCUCGGGGUUACGCAGAGGCUGGAGCCAAUGUCGCGAUAUGGUACCAUGGAAAUAAAAAAGCACUCGAUCGUGCGGCCGAGAUUGAGAAGGAAUUUGGGGUCAAGGCCCGAGCAUAUCAAGUAGAUGUCAGAGACCCGAAAGCAGUUGAUGAAGCCAUUGUAUCUCAAGUGAAGGAAUUCAACAAUCGCUUAGAUAUCUUUGUGGCCAAUGCUGGUAUUCCUUGGACUCAAGGGGCUGCUAUUGGAGGAGAUAUUGAGCACUAUCAAAACGUGGUAAGAACCGAUAUUGAUGGAGUGUUUUACGGUGCAAGGACUGUGGGACGGAUAUGGCGCGAACAGAAGAGGAGCAAACUGGAGAAUUUCAAUUAUGGGAAGUUCAUCGCGACAGCCUCGAUGAGUGGUCAUAUCGCCAAUAUUCCUCAGCUUCAAGCAGCGUACAAUGCUUCAAAGGCCGCAGUCAAGCAUUUGACCCAAUCUUUGGCCAUUGAAUGGAUUCAGUUCGCCCGCGCCAACACAAUUAGUCCUGGAUACAUUGCCACCGAGAUCAGCAACUUUGUCCCACCAGAGACCAAGGACAUAUGGAGGGAUAAGAUUCCCAUGGGUCGUGAAGGUGAGCCAAUUGAAUUGGUCGGGGCUUAUCUUUAUCUUGCGAGUGAUGCCAGUUCAUACACAACUGGCACGGAUAUUGUCAUCGAUGGAGGAUAUAUUGCUCCAUAG